This is a messenger RNA of Lindgomyces ingoldianus, 3320 nucleotides long. Its product is annotated as ARM repeat-containing protein. The record is from RefSeq and is a predicted model, not a curated record. Bases 431 to 3277 code for a protein of 948 amino acids. Gene Ontology annotation, cellular component: cytoplasm. Lineage: Eukaryota; Fungi; Ascomycota; Dothideomycetes; Pleosporales; Lindgomycetaceae. Gene Ontology annotation, molecular function: mRNA 3'-UTR binding. The transcript has 6 exons. Gene Ontology annotation, biological process: nuclear-transcribed mRNA catabolic process, deadenylation-dependent decay.
UCGCCCUCUUCCCUUCUUGUUCUCGAGGUCCCUCUGGAAUACCUUUUGGUGCGUUCCCCGCGUCCCCUCGCUCACCAAUUGGCGUUUGUCAAGUGCGAUAAUGCUGACGCCUGGGGUUAGUUCAGCUCUCUACCUAUACAUAGGCCUUCCCAUUUCUCCAGUCUCAUCUACCACUCUUUCUUUGGCGCUGCCAGCGAUUUUGCACCCAGCGCCACUCACAGCACCCGCGCCCCUCGGUUCAGCUGUCCUUUUAUUCCAGUCGUCCUCACAGGGCCUGUGGAGGCUGCCUCGUCUGCCAGCGUGUGGGCCUUCCUAAUACCCAAUACCCAACACCCCCAAACCCCCAACACCCCCAACACUCUCUAUCUCUUCUAUACGAUCCCUUGUCCCACUCUUAUCUUGAAUCUUGUAGUUUGAUCGUGCUUGUAAUAUGGAACCUGGGGUUGUUGGUCGAAAUAUGACGGCCAUGUCCAGUAAUCCUCGAUCCCGCGACUUCAGUGGCGGGGUUGCCAUCAACGGUGCCGAAAGCGACCGACCGUCCCACACGGCAUUGACGCCCGGCUUUGCGAACACUGCUGGCUGGGGUGGCAGCAUAUGGAACAAUAACACACUGGGCGCCGGCUUUGGGUCAGCUGUGAGAGAGAGCUCACGGCCACGAGAAAAUGGUACCUACAUCAGCAGUCCUUCGGACCCAAUAGAAGGCAAGACAGGCUCAGGCUCUCUCGUCGCAUCAUCGGAAUCCGACAACUGGAAACCUAAUCGCUCCCCUUGGGGAGACAACGCGACAGGCAUGCCCCAUGCAAGAAGCUCCGGAGUUUCACCUGCGCGGAAGAGGUCCAUCGCGCAAACGCAAUCUCAGCAAUACGCUGACUCCACCUCGUCAGCCUACUUUCCUGUGUCCAGGUCGGCGGGUCUGAACCAAGGCCCCGUUGCAAAACCGCCAAAGCCACUACUCGACCCUACGUCAAUGAACUUUUCUUCUACCAGACAGGUUGAUCCUUUGGUUACUAAUGGUUUCUCCAGUUUUGGUUUCGGUCAGAGUGAUAGUAAUCCGCAGCGCUCCGAAACAACGGUGGGCUCCUGGCCGGAUGCAGGGUCAGUGCAUUCCCCAAAUGAUGACAGACGAAGCAUUACCGCCUCGGAGUAUUUUGGUCCUUCGAGUGGUACACAAUCACGUAGCGGCAGUCUGCCCCCUUCACGACACGGCGCGGAGCCUUUGCAAUUUGCGCAGAACAAUGACCAAUACUCAAGGUUCACCCAGCCGGGUCCCCGCCAACACUCCUCAUUCUCUCAUGCUAACGGGCGUGCAUUCCCAGAGCGCAGCGGCUCAAUUCAAAGCGACUCGCUACAUCUACUGUCGAGGAUGAGCAUUGCCGAUCAGGAUAUGGACACGGCCAUGAUUGCACACAAACCAUCUGUGAGCAUCAAUGGACUUCCUCCUGCUUUCACACCUUCUGGCAACGACUCCGCCUUCCCACGCGACACAUACGGAGACUCGCAAAGCUUAGCUCGACCCGAAGACGGAAAUUACGCACAUACAGGGAGCUACACUCCCGAUAGCUACGCAAAUGGACAUUUGAGUGAUCCUAACACGCAAUUCCGCUCCUUUCAAUUCGACAGUCGCAGUGCGCCUAACGGAACUGGAGUCAGGCAGAGUCCCUUCUACUCGCAUGCACAUACACCACCAGUAUACGACCACCUCUACCCUUCCCGCAACGACCAGACUCUUGCAAAUGGCAACAACAUUGCUCUUUUCCAAAGCAAGCUGCAAGGCUACCAGCAGCAACAGGAGCGGCGUAACUACAUCAACCCGACCCAGUUCCAUCAGCAGCAUUUCCAGCAUCUCUUAGCUACCAAUCAGCUACGAUCUCCGUACGGCUAUGCGUAUUCCAUACCCAACGGAAUGCAGUUGAACGGGAUGCAACCAAACCUCGCCAUGCCCGCUAUUCCUGGAAUGAUGAAUAUGAUCGAAGCUCCCAGAGCUCCACGAGAUCAUGCGCAACCAGACGGUGUUGUCAGCAAGUGCUUAUAUGAUUUCAAGCAGAACAGCAAAACUAGUAAACGGUACGAGUUGAAGGACAUUUACGACCACAUCGUCGAAUUCAGUGGCGAUCAACAUGGAUCCCGGUUCAUCCAGCAGAAACUGGAGACAGCGAACAGUGACGAGAAGGAUCGAGUCUUCAGGGAACUGCAAGGGAAUGCAUUGCAGCUAAUGCAAGAUGUCUUUGGAAAUUACGUCAUCCAGAAAUUCUUCGAGCAUGGGGACCAAACCCAAAAGAAGAUCCUUGCGAGCCGUAUGAAGGGGCAGGUCUGGAAUCUUUCUCUGCAAAUGUACGGCUGCAGAGUCGUACAAAAGGCACUGGAGCACAUUCUAACAGAUCAGCAAGCCGUAUUAGUGAAGGAGCUCGAGAAAGAUGUCACCAAAUGUGUCAAGGACCAGAACGGCAAUCACGUCAUCCAGAAAGCUAUCGAACGCGUACCCCUCGAGCACAUACAAUUCAUCAUUGAUGCUUUCCAUGGUCAGGUCGGGAGCCUCGCCGUGCACCCUUACGGAUGCCGGGUUAUCCAACGAGUGCUCGAAUAUUGUGAAGAGCCAGCACGGAGAUUCAUUCUUGAGGAACUACAUGCAGAAGGACCGAAGCUCAUCACAGACCAAUACGGCAAUUAUGUGACUCAGCAUGUUAUUGAACACGGGAGUCCCGACGAUCGCGCGAAGCUCAUCUCACUGGUCAAAGGGCAAUUGCUUGUUUUCUCGAAACACAAAUUCGCGAGCAAUGUUGUUGAGAAGUGUUUAAUCUUCGGAACCGAUGACCAGCGGCGAGAGAUCAUGCUGAAGGUUAUUGAAAAGCCCGAGCGUGGGGAGAGUACGCUGAUGAUGCUCAUCAAGGACAACUAUGGCAACUAUGUCAUCCAGAAAAUUUUAGAGACAAUAUGCCGCAAAGACUAUGACGAGCUUAUCGCAUUCCUCAAGCCAGAGAUGGAUAAGGCCAAGAAGAUCAUUUCGGGGAAGCAAGUGCUUUCAGUUGAGAAAAAGAUGCACCGCUUCGACCGCGUAGAUAGCGUCUCCUCGCCCACGGCUCAGCGCAAUUCCAUCAGCUCCGCGACUGAUAUCUCCCCCACGCCACCCCUUACCAGCGACGCCCAGAGCCCUCAAAGCAGCUCGCUCCCCAGCACUAACACCAGUACUGUCGAUGACCCUGUAAACACAACCCCUCUUGCAAAUAAGACUCUCUCUCCUCCCCGGGGCGGCGUCAGCAUCGCAAAUACUUCCUCGUAGAUACCACGAAAUCCCCAAGAAACGGCCUCGGGCGACUACUAAU